GUGCGCCGGCUCUCUCUCCCCCUCUUUUUUAUUUUCCUGAGGGUGGGGGGAAACAAAAUGGCGGAGCUGGGCAAGAAGUACUGCGUGUAUUGCUUGGCCGAAGUGAGCUCCCUCCGCUUCCGCUGCACCGAGUGCGCCGACAUCGAGCUGUGCCCAGAGUGCUUCUCGGCGGGCGCGGAGAUCGGCCCUCACCGGCGCUGGCACGGCUAUCAGCUGGUGGACGGCGGGCGCUUCACGCUUUGGGGCGCCGAGGCCGAGGGCGGCUGGAGCAGCCGCGAAGAGCAGCUGCUUCUGGACGCCAUCGAGCAGUUCGGCUUCGGCAACUGGGAAGAUAUGGCUGCUCAUGUUGGAGCAUCACGAACGCCUCAGGAAGUGAUGGAACACUAUGUAAGCAUGUAUAUACAUGGCAACCUUGGGAAGGCCUGCAUCCCUGACAUUAUUCCCAACAGAGUGACUGAUCACACCUGCCCAACUGGUGGCCCACUUUCACCUAGCCUGACCAUGCCUCUGCCACCUCUGGAUAUAUCAGUGGCUGAACAGCAGCAGCUGGGAUAUAUGCCACUUCGAGAUGAUUAUGAGAUUGAAUAUGACCAAGAUGCAGAGACCCUAAUCAGUGGCCUUUCAGUAAACUAUGAUGACGAUGAUGUCGAAAUAGAAUUAAAAAGAGCUCAUGUGGACAUGUAUGUAAGAAAACUGAAGGAGAGACAGAGACGAAAGAACAUUGCCCGUGACUACAACUUGGUCCCUGCUUUUUUAGGCAAAGACAGAAGAGAUAAAGAAAAACCUCCAAAACGCAAAAUCACAAAAGAAGAAAAAGAGCUGCGGUUAAAAUUAAGGUCUCUCUACCAGUUUAUGUCUUGCAAGGAGUUUGAUGAUUUCUUUGAAAACUUGCACAAAGAGAAAGUACUUCGAACCAAGAUUAGGGAACUACAACGAUAUCGGCGGAAUGGUAUAACAAAAAUGGAAGAAUCUGCAGAAUAUGAAGCAGCUAGACACAAACGAGAGAAAAGGAAAGAAAAUAAAAAUAUUGGUACUUCCAAGAGGGGGAAAGAAGAUGGUAAAGACGGGGAAUUUGCAGCAAUUGAAAACUUACCUGGCUUUGAACUGUUAUCUGACCGAGAGAAAGUGCUUUGUAGCUCUAUUAAUCUGAGUCCAGCACGUUACGUGACUGUUAAAACUAUUAUCAUUAAAGAUCAUCUCCAAAAAAGGCAGGGCAUUCCAUCAAAAAGUCGUCUUCCUAGUUACCUGGAUAAGGUACUAAAGAAAAGGAUUUUGAACUUCUUAACUGAAAGUGGUUGGAUAUCCAGGGAUGCCUCUUGAAUCUUGUUCUGUCUCCCUUGAAAUAGUAUGAACUAAAACCUAGGAUUCUCUUGUAAAAGCUUAAAAUCCUAAACUGAACUGGAUUCUUCUGUAUUGAAUCAUGGAAAUGCCAGAUCGUACUUUGCUACCCACACAGCUUCCUUGAGAGGAGGAAAUUGCUUUGAAAAUAAUUGUGGGAUAUGUGACUCACUUAUCUUUGACUAGUAUAGCAAAUGUGGCAGUAGAAGCUAUUUGUGUGGAGAGGGGGAGACCUUCAGCUUCUUAUGGACAUGGUGCAGAGGCUGCAGUGUACACUUACUUGGGGAGUAAAUCUGACUGAAUUCAGAGGAUCUUGCUGUUGAGUAAACUUGAAUAGGAUUGGGGUGCAUGUGUCUUUACUAAAUCCUGGGUACUAAACUUCAAAAGCACAGAGAAAUUAAGAUUUUUACUGAAGAUCCUUAGCUAUAAGCUAUGGUUCAUUGCCAAAACAAUAUAUUUGGCUGCACCAGUAGAAGAGCAUAAAGAACGCAAUGCAAGAGGGCAUUAAAGUGUGUCUGCUCACCUGCUUGAGUGUACACAUGGCAAUUUUAAGAGUAGACUGGCUCCACCAACUAGUUGAAUGGCUUGUCUUUGGCAAGGAGCUGGUAUUGUGGUUCUGAAUGUAGUGGUUAGCCAGCAGCUCUGGCAUCUACUUGACACUACUUCUGUGACUAGAGUGAAGAAUCUUUGCAUGCACAAAGAUUUUCUCUGGAUUCAUGUAGAAACCUCAUACACACACAUCCUGGCGGUAGGCACUAACUGGCUCAGUAGAAUUCACUGUCACAAUAUGUGCUUAUGGGACGUUUGCACCACUUGAAACUAUGACAGGGGCGUGGGAUCUUAACAGUUUCCUUGGUUUUUCAGUCUUGGGCAAGAAGCAAAAAUAUUGAGGCUUUCUAAGCUGCUGCUUGGAUAACAAAUUAUGCAGGCAGAGGCAGGCCUGAUUUAGGCCAAAUUGCCUCUUAAUGCAGCAGGUAGCAUAGUUAUCAAAAGAGUAAGCUUGAAAAGGGUCGUGUCAAAUGCAGAUGCUCAUUUAUCAGCCGUUGGAACAAAGUAUAACUUUGCUGUUACCACAAUCCAGUCUGGGAUAGCUCGGCCUGGAGAGCAUGAAACUCUUCAUAUGCCUUAUGUUGGGCAAAAAAGAUUCCUGCAUUGCAGGGGGUUGAACUAGAUGACCUCUGUGGUCCCUCUCAGUUCUCCAGUUCUAGGAUUCUAGGGCAGUUGACUGUGCCCAGGGGCCUUGUCCUUUAUACAAACUUAUGAAGUGGGGCUGUGGCUAAAGAACAGCUUCCUGUAUUGUGUAGAUGGAAAAGUUUUUUUAAAGCACUCCUGUGCACAUCAAAUGCUUCAUUGGCUUGUGGUGAUAAUGCCUAGGGUUAAAGGGAUGCUGCUGGCCUGCUAAACUGUCUCUGGGCCUUGAAAACACUGAUCUUCGUGUACAGCUCAACCAUAAGUAGGUUUCACCACCAGCUUCCUUGAUGACUCAGGUUUACUAACAGAGUUACAGAAACCAGGAUUACAGAUUAUUCCUCAAACUCCUGUGAACUCAGUUGAUAUACACCUUACACAAAAUUCUACAUUCUCCCACUUUAUAAACCACACCAACUGGUAGAUUCAAUUUUAAAUGUGUCACCUCCCCCAGUGCAAUGAAGAACACAUCAGAGGGAGGCGUAGCACAAACCUCUCACUGAUACGUUACUCCUUACACCUCCAGUGGUCACAAAGCACAUGCCAUUUGCCAUUUCAUUCUACUGCACCUAUAGAUCAAUUUACAGUAUCUGCUAUUGCUUGUGCUGGUGUUUAAUCCCUACUCUUUUUCAGCUGUAUACAUGUGCAGCUCUUGCACAUUCCACUUUCCGGCCACUGAUGGACUAGAAAUAGCACAAAGGUCCCCAAGGAAACAAUCGUGUUCCUUUUCAGUUUGUGUUCUCUUCUAAUUGACAAAGCAAAGGUUUUCUCUCAUUUUAUAUGUGACUUUAAUUACGUUACAGUACUUUGUUUUUGACAACAAGUCUACUCUGGUCAGAAACGAUGCAGUGUUUUAUGGUAAAUGCACUGUUCCAUCCAGAGGUCGGUCCAAUAGGACUGAAGCACAACUGACACUUAGUAAUGACAGACAUGUUUUGUUAUUCCUGCCCUUCAAAAAAUUGGUAAACUUUGUUAACAUGAGUGCCACUAUCUAAAUGUAUUUAUUUAGCUCUAGUGCCCUAACUGUAGUCUCCUGAAUGUUAAAUCAAUACAUCUGCUAGACAAGUUUGAUGUAAGCCUUAUUUUUCAUUGGCAGCCCUUUUAAUGUUGCUUAAGAGGAGCAACUGGUGCUAAAUAUAACUUAUUUGAUAAUCUGAACAAUUUUUAAAUGUGUUAAUAUUUAUUAAACUUCUGCAAAUGUCUUUACAGUGUGGCAUUUUCACAUGAAAGGAAACAUUCAUGCAAAGCCCCUCUUAGCAAAACUAUAGUGAAU
This is a messenger RNA of Zootoca vivipara (common lizard), 3799 nucleotides long. It is a transcript of the gene TADA2B, whose product is annotated as transcriptional adaptor 2B. Gene Ontology annotation, biological process: chromatin remodeling; regulation of transcription by RNA polymerase II. Gene Ontology annotation, molecular function: chromatin binding; zinc ion binding; transcription coactivator activity. Gene Ontology annotation, cellular component: SAGA-type complex; nucleus. Lineage: Eukaryota; Metazoa; Chordata; Lepidosauria; Squamata; Lacertidae. The record is from RefSeq and is a predicted model, not a curated record.